UCUCUCUCUCUCUCCAGCUGGUCCCAGAGCCCGGCUCGGUCCGGUCCCUCUAGCCCCCACCCCACACUCUGUAAUCUCCUCCUUGUCCCACUCCUCACCUAGGGCGACCCGAACUGCCAUGGGUUAGGGUGGGGGCCGCGAGUCGCGCGAAGGACCAGCCCUGCGCAUCCGCCGGGGGAGCGCGAAGAGCCCGAACGCCUCUCGCCGCUCGCGGGCGCCGGGCAUGGGGAGCGCGGUGUGAGCCCGCACCCGGGGAGGACGAAGGAGCUGUGGAGACGGGCGCGAGGAGCCGGAGGAGGAGGAGAGGAGCUGUGGAUUGGAAGGACUCAAGGGAGGAAGGGAGGGAGAAGAGGGAGGGUAGGUAAGCGAGGGAAAAGUGAAGCUGGGAGGAGAAGACGGCGGAAGGUGGGGAUUGAUGCUUCUGUUUUUUGUUGCCGCUGCUGCCCUCGCGCUGGGAGCGGAGCCGGAGGGAAGGCGGUGGAGAGAUGAUUGCUGAGUUGGUGAGCAGCGCUCUGGGGCUCGCCUUGUAUCUCAACACCCUGAGUGCGGAUUUCUGCUAUGAUGACAGCCGUGCUAUCAAGACUAAUCAGGACCUUCUCCCAGAAACUCCAUGGACACAUAUUUUCUACAACGAUUUUUGGGGGACUCUUCUAACCCACAGUGGCAGUCAUAAGUCCUACCGGCCACUUUGCACUCUCUCUUUUCGCCUGAACCAUGCCAUUGGAGGACUGAAUCCCUGGAGCUACCAUCUUGUCAAUGUCCUGUUGCACGCAGCAGUCACUGGUCUGUUCACGAGCUUCUCCAAGAUACUCCUUGGUGAUGGAUACUGGACUUUCAUGGCUGGCUUGAUGUUCGCCUCUCACCCCAUUCACACGGAGGCGGUGGCUGGAAUCGUGGGAAGGGCUGAUGUCGGAGCCAGUCUCUUCUUUCUCCUCUCCUUGCUCUGCUACAUUAAACACUGUGCUACAAGAGGCUACUCAGCCAGGACUUGGGGCUGGUUCCUAGGGACGGGACUGUGCGCAGGAUGCAGUAUGUUGUGGAAAGAACAAGGAGUGACUGUUCUCGCAGUUUCAGCAGUUUACGAUGUCUUUGUUUUUCACAGGCUGAAAAUGAAACAGAUCUUACCUACCAUUUACAAAGGGAAGAACUUGUCUCUUUUCCUCAGCAUUAGUUUGUUAACUUUCUGGGGGUCCUCCCUUUUGGGUGCCCGUUUAUACUGGAUGGGAAACAAACCACCAAGCUUUUCCAACUCUGACAACCCAGCUGCUGAUUCGGAUAGCCUCUUGGCUCGCACGCUCACCUUCUUCUACUUGCCAACCAAGAACCUCUGGCUGUUGCUAUGCCCAGAUACCCUCAGUUUUGAUUGGUCAAUGGAUGCUGUGCCUCUGCUCAAAACAAUUUGUGAUCGGAGAAACCUACACACUGUGGCCUUCUAUACUGGACUCCUCCUCCUUGCCUACUAUGGUUUGAAGAGCCCAACAAUAGAAAGAGAAUGCAGUGAGAAAGCUGCAACAAAUGGCAGGCAGAAUGCAAAUGGACAUAGCUGCCUCUCAGAUGUCGAAUACCGGAACUUAGAGAUUAAGCCCAGUUUUGCAUCCAAACUAGAAAAUGGCAUUAAAAAUAAUGUAUCAGUGAGAACACAACUUCCCUCUACUGAGAACAUUGUUGUACUGUCUUUAUCUUUGUUAAUAAUACCUUUUGUUCCUGCCACGAACUUGUUUUUCUAUGUUGGCUUUGUAAUUGCAGAGCGAGUAUUGUAUAUCCCUAGUAUGGGCUUCUGCCUUCUGAUUACUGUAGGUGCCAGAGCCCUUUAUGUCAAAGUCCAAAAGCGUUUUCUCAAGAACUUGAUUUUUUAUGCUACAGCUACAUUAAUUGUUUUCUAUGGACUCAAGACUGCAAUCAGGAAUGGAGACUGGCAAAAUGAGGAAAUGCUGUAUAGGUCAGGGAUAAAAGUAAACCCAGCGAAAGCAUGGGGUAAUCUUGGAAAUGUUCUGAAGAGUCAGAGCAAAAUUUCUGAAGCUGAAAGCGCCUAUAGAAAUGCUUUGUACUACCGCAGCAACAUGGCCGACAUGCUUUAUAAUUUAGGGUUGCUUCUACAGGAGAACAGCAGGUUUGCAGAAGCACUACAUUAUUACAAGUUGGCAAUUGGGAGCAGGCCAACACUGGCUUCUGCUUAUUUAAACACCGGGAUUAUUCUCAUGAACCAAGGAAAGACAGAAGAAGCCCGUCGUACAUUCCUAAAGUGUUCUGAGAUCUCCGACGAAAACCUAAAGGAUCCUCAUGCGCACAAGAGCUCUGUUACCAGCUGUUUGUAUAACCUGGGAAAACUCUAUCAUGAGCAGGGACAUUACGAGGAUGCCCUUACUGUAUAUAAGGAAGCAAUUCAGAAAAUGCCAAGGCAGUUUGCCCCACAGAGCUUGUACAACAUGAUGGGCGAAGCAUACAUGCGAUUGAGCAAACUCCCUGAAGCAGAGCAUUGGUAUAUGGAAUCACUGAGAUCCAAAACUGACCAUAUCCCUGCUCAUCUCACCUAUGGAAAACUACUAGCUCUAACAGGUCGUAAGAGUGAGGCUGAAAAGUUCUUCUUGAAGGCUAUUGAGCUGGAUCCCACCAAAGGAAACUGUUACAUGCAUUAUGGUCAGUUUCUUCUGGAAGAAGCUCGUCUCUUAGAAGCAGCUGAGAUGGCAAAAAAAGCAGCUGAACUAGACAGCACGGAGUUUGAUGUUGUCUUCAAUGCUGCCCACAUGCUCAGACAGGCUAGCCUCAAUGAAGCAGCUGAGAAGUAUUACGACUUGGCAGCCAAGCUGAGGCCUAACUAUCCAGCUGCUCUGAUGAACCUGGGAGCCAUUCUGCACCUUAAUGGCAGACUCCAGAAGGCCGAGGCCAACUACCUGCGGGCACUGCAGCUCAAGCCAGAUGAUGUCAUCACGCAGUCCAAUCUCCGCAAACUGUGGAACAUCAUGGAAAAGCAAGGCCUAAAGACUUCAAAGACCUGACACAGGGGGGCAGUACCUUGUCCUCCUGUAUUUUUUACAGCUGGAUUCAUUAACAAACAGAAAUUCCCAGCAGUGCUAUGACAAGAGCUCCUUUUGGACUUCAAGAACAGAGGCUGAGGUCACUGAGGGCACUUUGGGAAAAUCCACUUUGCUGUUGACGCAGCCGUUAACACCAAAAAGGGGAGCAUUGGCAAACUCCUGAUAGAUGUAGUUGUUACCCAUAGGACUGUAAACCAGAGCACUUAAGACAGGAUCUUUUGGCAUUCUUCAAAAGGGGGGGAGAGUCUAAGUUGGAGAUUUUGUUCAUUUUUGAAAGCUAAUUUCAAAAUUAUAUUGUUCCUUAAACACUGUGAGAGGAAAUCAGAGUGUCCAUUCAGCCACAAUAAACUAUUAAAGUCAAGUGAUAAUAGGGAGUAAUUGAAAAGUAGUAUGAAUCCCAGUGAGCUGGCUGGUUGUCCUAAUGCUGCUGUCUUUCCUCUUUGGGACAGCCUGCUUAUCAAUUUCUAAAGCUUAGAAAACUUUUUUUCUUUUUUAAAUACUGUGUCAGAAUCUGUCAGAAUCCGCAGUUGUUUCCUGACUAGUGCACAUAACGUUUUAUUGUUUGGGUAGGACUUCACUCUUUUGAACAUCACUGAUUUUCAUGUUCUAAACAGAAAAUGGAGAAUAGGGCUACUUCACAUUGGUUUUGUCAAAGGGACUGGGCACACAUUUUUAUUUCAAAGUCGCCAUUUCCCCCAACUGCCUAGCAGAAUUCGUUGUAUUAUUCUUGCUGUUGCUGUUGAGUCAAUUCCAACGCAUGGUGACCCCAUGUUUGACAGAGCAGAACUACUCCAUAGGGUUUUCAUAGCUGUAAUCUUUAUGGUAGGAGAUCUCCAGGCCUUUCUUCCACAGCACCACUGGAUGCAUUCAGACCACCAACCUUUAGGUUAGCAACCUAUUGCAAACUGCUUGCGCCACCCUAAUUAUUAGGCUUUUGAAAUGACCUUUUAAAGUGGCUGUUCUUGGUUAACCUGCAUGCUUUCAUAAGGAUUAACUCAAGGGAAGUUGAUAAAUUCUCCCAUUCCAAUAACUAAUUGUCAGGUAUUAGACGAAAAGGUUCUUUGUGUUUCCCAGAUGUUGCUAUUUCAAAAAUCAGGUCUACCCAAAGGAAUAUGUAAUGAUGGUUGCUAAUGAUUUUAUAUUUUGAAAAGAGUUGGUAUGUAAUGCUAAUGAUAUUCUAAUAUGUACCGAAACAGCAAUGCUGGUAAGUUUUCAAGUCUUUUUUUUUUAAUCAUAUUCUUAUUUUGUUCUUCCCGAAAAAUGUCAAAAAUGACUUAUUUUAAGCUGCACUAGAGUAUAGCAUUAGCCCAUGUGUUUGUAGUUUUUUUGUCAAGUGCUUUCCUCACUUGAAAACUAUUUUUCAAUAACAAAUUUCAUAUUUAUUUUGUUACCUGUUAGUAACCACAUCAGUGAUCAUUUCAUGAGUAAAAGACUAUAAAUGAAGUAGAGAAGAACAUUUAUUGAAACAUUUUUGAGCCAUAGUCCAACUUUGUUACUAAAAAUUAACUUUGUAGAACACUAGUCCAUUAUAACUUCUUCAUAGAAAGAGUAGCUUUACCAUACCCUGCAUAUUUAUUUAUUUAUUAUUCUACAGUAGCAAAUUAACUAAACAAAAAUUAAUUCAUUAAGCCAGUCCUUUGCAGUUUAAGUUAGCUUUUUCUCCUUUCCUUUCCCACGUCACAUUUAUAAGAUCAGCGUCCCCAUUGAAGAGAAGGUGGGCAUGCAAAUACAUUAUAUUAUCUUUUUUCCAUAUUUUCCAUGUUUUGCUAUAUAUCUGAAGAGAGUGGAAUAAAGGAUUUAAAGUAGUGUUCCUAUGGCAUUAAUGUUUCUGUGAUAAGGGCAAAUGUAGUGAGUUUUUUUUUUUUUUUUUUUUUGAUAGCAUUAAUAAGAAGGUCCUCCUAAAUAUGUUUUAUUAUUUUGUAAACAUUUCAUUGAAGGACCAAAAGUUAAAUUAUACCUAAAUCAUCGUGUUUUCAGAAUAUUUAACAACAACGACAAAUCUGCGGUCAAACAAAAUAGUGGGUUGAAGUGUAUUUUUUUUUUUUUUUAUCUUCUACUGCAUUGGCAAUUACAAAAAUAAAAAAAGGAAUUUAAUAUAAGGAUAUAGAGAUAAUUCAGUGUCUAACAUCUUUAUUUAUUUAAAUAGUUAUUGACCUAUGUUGACUUCCUUAUCUUAACCUUACAUGUUUUUUUAAUUGCUAUUGCUCUUCCUUUCAAAUACUUCAUUCUUAAUAUGUUCACUGCACAGUAGAGGCACUCCAUGUUGACCCAGCUCCCAAAUAGCAAUGAUAAUUGGGCCUGUGUCAUAAAAUGCAUGGGUUUCUAAUAAUUAAAUAUCCCUGAUACUUUUCACUUACAGGGCCAGGCUUAGUAAUGACCAACUAAGGGGGAGGGCUGGGGGGGCGUUAAAACAUGAUCAAAAAAUGUCUCCGCUCAGGGAUUUAUGGUGGAUUAUUGCAGACAGUGCUAAAAAUAUAGAGCACAAGACAAGUUUACUAAAUUAAAAUUUUAUUUUUUGACAAACUGUUAUUUGUAUAAAUUAUCAAGAUUUGUAGGCUUUCCUUUUGUAGAAAUAAUUGUUUUAUGUGCCAGAGAAUUUCAAUUUUGUUUUCAACAAUAAAGCAUUGAUAACAAAUAUAUUGUGUAAGAUUUUUUUAAAUCUGCCAGUGAAACAACACUGAAACUCUCUUCGAUUCUAGCAAAACUGGAAGAGAGGUAAGAAAGAUAGUUUCGGAGCCAUAUAAGGAUACAUUGAGGUUAAUAAUAAAUAAUCAUUAAAACCAAAAACCAAACUCAGUGCCAUCGAGUCAAUUCCGACUCAUAGCAACCCUGUAGGACAGAGUAGAACUGCCCCAUAGAGUUUCCAAGGAGCGCCUGGCAGAUUUGAACUGCCGACCCUUUGAAUAGCAGCACUUAACCACUAUGCCACCAGGGUUUCCAAAUAAUCAUUAAGUAUUAAUAAUUAAAAUAAGGGUUGCAGGUAUCACCAGAUAGUCGAUGUUGAGAAAUGAUGACAAAAUGUUUUGUUUUCGAACUAUGGAAAAUGAUUCUAGGAAAUACUCUAGACAGGGCCUAUUCUUUACCAGUUUCCUGCUUUAGGGUUGCUAUGAAUAGGAAUCAAUUAGAUGACGACAGGCUUGGGUUUUGUUUUGUUUUGUUUUUUGGUAGGUUGUAUGGUAAAAGAUCAUAUUUAGGAGACUGAUUCUUUAUUUCAUGUUGUACAUGAAACACAACCUUGUGCUGCUGGGAAAUGUAGGUUCGGCAUGUUGGAGUGUCAGUUAUAGGGAGGUCAUAGACGAGGUAGUAAGUGGCAGGUGGAGAAUCUGAUAGUCUCAGUAAAAUUGUUGUUCUGUAAUAACGUGACUCUAUAUUGCCUAAUUACUGAAUUAUGUGAUAAAAUUUAACUAUGAGGACUUCAUUAUAUGCUAAACACCCUAAGAUUGUGUGAGGGUAUGUUCCAUUUUUACCAGUAAAGAAGCCAAGGUUCAGAAAUGUGAAAUCACUUUCCCAGGUGACAGAGCUAGCAAGCAUAAGCCUGUCCCCAUGUUGUCCUCUUCUCACUGAGAUCCAGAUAACUGAACAUAUCAUGUGGCCACUCAGGCACUAAACCAAGACUCUGGAGAUCAGAUUUCUAGUUCCCCGACACAUUACCUAUUCAAUUUUCCACAAGUUGCUUUUCUACUUCUCUCAUUUAUUACGGACAACCAUGCCGAUUAAAGGAGGCAAGGCAUGAAAAAUAUCUUAAAAAUACAGAUCAUGAGAGUAA
Molecule: messenger RNA, 6801 nt
Organism: Loxodonta africana (African savanna elephant)
Lineage: Eukaryota; Metazoa; Chordata; Mammalia; Proboscidea; Elephantidae
Gene: TMTC2
Product: transmembrane O-mannosyltransferase targeting cadherins 2
Exons: 12
Coding region: 486-2996 (836 amino acids)
Biological process (GO): protein O-linked glycosylation via mannose
Cellular component (GO): endoplasmic reticulum membrane
Molecular function (GO): mannosyltransferase activity; protein binding
Source: RefSeq, a predicted model, not a curated record